AUGCCGACGACCAUGGAGUUUCCGCACGCUGACGCCCAGCAGCAGCAGGAUCAGCAACAGUCCAUCCGGUCGUCCUGCGACCGCUGCCGGUCCAAAAAGCUUGGCUGCGUCAUCUCCGCCAAGCGAACCAGGGCGAUUGGCGACGCUCCGCAGCAGUGUGUGCGCUGCCUCCGCGCCAACGUCGACUGCGUCUUUAGCCGCCGCGCCCGGACGACGCGCCGCAACAGCGCCGCCAACAUCUCCUCGUCGGCCACGGGCAUCGAAAGGAGGGCCAACAGGUUGCUGGCGGACAAGACGGGAGAGAGGAGACACCAACUGCGACGCCAACAAGAUCAACAACAACAACAACAACAACAACAACCCAUGACCCCGUGCGAACCGUCCGUCUUGGACGACCCGCUCGGCGAGGCGUCGGUUGCGUCGCCGCUGUCCGACUACGGCGUCUGGUUCGACGGCUUCAUACUCGGCGCUCUGUCGGCCGACCCUUGCGGCACAGACGACGCCGUCCCACCACCACCACCACCAGGCGUCGCCUUCUCCGUCACGGCGCUCGACCACGACGUCUUCAUUGACCCCACACUAGACCUCCAGGGCGGCGGCGGCGGCGGCGAGCCUGACCUCGACGCGCUCUGGGGCUGCGACGCCGACGCCUGGACGUCGUCGUGGCCGCCCCCGCCGUCGCCGUCGUCGCCGUCGCUGCUCCCCGACACCGCGUCCGAGUUCCAGACGCUGUCCGCGGCCUCGAGCGGGGGCGGGGGCGUCCCGCCGGCAGACGGCUCCCCGCUCGAGCUCUGCACCACGCUGGACCAGCAACAGCAGCAACAACCAGGGACCGCGCUCCACGCCGUGAGGGACCUCUCCGGCCUGGUCAGCGACAUCCACAGUACCACCAACAACCUCCAGCUGGCCGUCGCCGCAAACGCCCAGGACCUGGACAGGUACCCCGUCGGCCAGGUGCUGACCCUCGCGCGGCGGCUGGAGCACAUCCGAGCCUCGGCGCUUCUCCCCGGCCUCGGACGCGUCCCCGCGACACGGCGAAGCAAUCACCGACACGAUGAUGAUGACGUCUUCCUCCUCCUCCCCUUCCCGCCACCGCCGCCGCCGCCCCCAGUCGUGCGUGACGAUGGCAGCGACGCCGUCGUCCCCGCCCCGCUGCCAGCAGCAGCAGCAGCAGCAGCAGCAGCAGACACGCCCGCCUCGUCGCUGCCCGUGAUGCUCCUGGUGCUCAGCUGCUACGUCUCGCUCGCCAAGCUGUACGCGACCGUCUUUGCGCAGAUGCAAGGCUUCGUGCCGCCGCGGGGGGGCGGCAGCAGCAGCAGCAACGCCAUCGCCAUCACGCACCACCACCGUCGGCUGCCGCCCCCGGCGGGGGGCGACGAUGACGCGGCCUGCAGCCGCCUCUACGUCGCCGUCCAGAUGCUGCUCGACGAGUUUCAGGCGGUCGAGGACGCGCUGCUGUGCGCGUGUGGAGGAGGUGACGACGAGGCCGAGAGAAGCACGCCCACCUGGUUCGCGGCGCAGCUGCAGGCGGCCAGGCUGAUGCUGCGGCAGGAGGCGGCCGCUGGCGGCGGCGGCUUAAUGGACGAAGGGCAGGUUUUAAAAGCUAUACUACGGAAGCUCAUGUAUGUGUAA
Gaeumannomyces tritici R3-111a-1 is the source of this 1632-nucleotide messenger RNA. RefSeq lists its product as hypothetical. Gene Ontology annotation, molecular function: zinc ion binding; DNA-binding transcription factor activity, RNA polymerase II-specific. The transcript is spliced from 2 exons. Bases 1 to 1632 code for a protein of 543 amino acids. Gene Ontology annotation, biological process: regulation of DNA-templated transcription. NCBI's taxonomy places the organism in Eukaryota, Fungi, Ascomycota, Sordariomycetes, Magnaporthales, Magnaporthaceae. The record is from RefSeq and is a predicted model, not a curated record.